Molecule: messenger RNA, 2244 nt
Organism: Bactrocera oleae (olive fruit fly)
Lineage: Eukaryota; Metazoa; Arthropoda; Insecta; Diptera; Tephritidae
Gene: pyd3
Product: beta-ureidopropionase pyd3
Molecular function (GO): beta-ureidopropionase activity
Source: RefSeq, a predicted model, not a curated record
CCUAAGUACAAGUACAUAUCUGUCUCAGCGAGCAAAUAAUACAAAUUGAGAGCAACACAAUUGAACGUCACAAAAAGUUUAAACAAUCUAAGAUUGCAUUGGCACCACCCAAGUGAGGGCGCCCUCUAAACAUUGUCAUUCAGUUGCAAGCAAGCACCGGACUUACAUACCAUAGUUAGAUUCACAUCGACAAAGUUGAAUAUUUUUGAAAAUUAGAAAACACCAAACAAUUUGCUUACAUUAAACAAGUAUUUAAGAACAAAAUUGCAAAAUUUGUACUGCAACUAAAAAAAUUGAUAAAAGCUGCAAUUCAAGAUGUCUGAUUUCAAUUUGAAUAGCCUGGAAGAGUGUCUGGAAAAGCAUAUACCACAAAAUGAGUUGAAAGAGGUGAAGCGUAUUUUGUACGGCGUCUCCGAACAUGAUAUUUUGGAACUACCAGCUUCUGCGGUCGCCUUGGCUGUUGAUAAUGAUUUUGAGAUAAAGGGUUAUCGUAUUUCCGCACAGACGGAGCAGAUACGAAAACCUCGCAUCGUGCGUGUGGGUGCUGUCCAGAACUCUAUUGUACUGCCCACCACCGCUCCAGUAGAUAAACAACGCGAAGCCAUCUGGAAUAAAAUACGUCUUAUAAUCAAAACUGCAGCAGCGGCGGAAGUAAAUAUUAUAUGCAUGCAGGAGGCGUGGACAAUGCCAUUUGCCUUUUGCACACGUGAAAAGUUUCCCUGGUGCGAGUUCGCCGAAGAGGCUGAGAACGGCCCGACAACAAAAAUGCUACAGGACCUUGCCAAAGCCUACAACAUGGUCAUUCUAUCGUCAGUGCUCGAACGUGAUACGACGCAUGGCGAUACCAUCUGGAAUACAACGGUGGUGAUAUCGAACCGUGGACGUUACCUCGGCAAACAUCGUAAAAAUCAUAUUCCACGUGUCGGUGACUUCAACGAAUCCACUUACUAUAUGGAAGGUAACACCGGUCAUCCAGUAUUCGAGACAGACUUUGGCAAAAUAGCAAUAAAUAUAUGCUAUGGACGCCAUCAUCCACAAAAUUGGAUGAUGUUCGGUUUGAACGGUGCAGAAAUCGUAUUUAAUCCAUCGGCCACCGUGGGUGCACUGAGCGAACCACUCUGGGGUAUUGAGGCGCGCAAUGCCGCUAUCGCAAAUAGUUAUUUCACAGUCGCAAUAAAUCGUGUGGGUAGCGAAGAGUUUCCCAAUGAGUAUACUUCCGGAGAUGGACAGAAGGCGCAUAAAGUUUUUGGACCAUUUUACGGUUCAUCUUAUGUAGCGGCACCGAAUGGUGCACGUACCCCGGGCUUAUCGCGGCAUCGGGAUGGUCUACUUGUCACCGAGCUGGAUUUGAAUUUAUGCAGACAAGUGAAAGACUUCUGGAACUUCCCAAUGACACAGCGUCUACCACUGUAUGCUGAAUCUUUGAAGCGAGCCUCUGAACUUGAUUUUAAGCCCCAAGUAAUAAGGAAGUGACAGCUGAAGGUUGCAUGUGAUUAACCGAUAUUUGUUCCCUAUGAAAUUAACAUAAUUUUUUAAUAAAAGCGACACUGUGUUUUUUCCCGAAAUAAUAAUACAAACGGCAAUUCAUAAUGGAGGAGUGGACUACGAGUAUAUCUCAAAUGGAUAAUAGAUAUUAUGACAUUGUAAAUUUAAUUUUACUAUCAAAAUUUACAAUAUCAAGAAAGAUAUGAUACCCGCAAGUCUGGGUGAGGAGCACUUGGCAGUGCUAAUAAAUGAUGGACUUUACUUAAAAAUAUAUCUAAUUAUUUACCGAAUUAAAACAUAUCAAGUUUGGCGUAUCGGAGCUUUAUAUUCGAAUCUCAAUAAUUAUUGGUAUUGAUAGUUGUUCUUCAGCUCUUCUACGGUCUCACUUUUAACAGACACAUUUAAUUUCAAGCUGAUAAAAGAAAUUAUAUUAUGUAUAUACGUUUUAAAAAUUCUGCGAUCAAAGAUUUCGAUCAUAUGACUAAACCCUAAAGAUAUUAUCGGUGAUCCACAUAUCUACGUAAGUAGCAAAUCGUUUGACCAAAAAUCACUCGCUUAAAUUUUGGUUACAUUUCUUUCUUCAUCAUUAGAGGCGGAGGCACCUCUUUACAGCUGGAUGUCAUUUCUUUAUGAACUAUUGACUUUGAAGUUUUGUCAUUUUCAAAUGGGAAGGCUUCUGCCAAAUUCGAAGUUUUGCUUAAUAAAAACAUGUGAUAAUUCGUAGAGAAUAUAAAAGAACGUACUUUGCAGAAAAUAAAA